GCCAUCACACCGGAUGUGAACAUGCUUACUUGCGCCCGCUUCCCAGCCUGCUUUACCCGGGAGCUCGCUUUGUGAAAAAAGCGAGAAUCCGUGCCGAGCCGUGCCAACUUCUCCGAUCCGUUCUGCGGCUUCUACAGCUGCGGAAACGGGAAGGGGAAAAGGCCGUCUUUCUCCCCCCUUCGCCUUCCCAAUGAAGUAAAGCGUUAGGCUUCCCAGCACCAAUAAAUUGAACCAAGCCAAGCCCGUUCUAGCCCCAGAAGGGCUUCUCUGCGGGGGUCGAGCAAUAGCCGCCUCGUCCGUCGCUCCAUGGCUUUCCGCGCGCCUUCGUUCUCUGGGGCUUCGAUUCUGCCCUUCGAUUCUUAGCGGGGAGGUAGGCGCGGUGGAGGAACUGAGCGCCGAGCAAGCAUGGAUUUUCGAGGGAAGAAGUACGAGCGGGGCACCAACUGGUCAGACCCUGAGGUGGUGGAGCUUCUGCACCUGUGGGCUGACGAAUCGGUGCAGGCGGAGCUGGAGAGCUGCCUGCGGAACCAGCACGUCUUCAACCGGAUCGCCGAGGUGCUGCGCGAGAAGGGCAUCCACCGCACCGGCGACCAGUGCCGGGAGAAGAUCAAGAAAAUGAAGCUGGAGUACCGCCGGCUCAAGGACAACAACAAGGCUCCGCGCCGGGGCCGGACGAGGAAGUUCUACGAGGUGANGGACCGCGUCCUGGCCAGCCGGCCUCCGCUCGCCUACAGCGCCGCCGGCAACGGCAGCGGCGGCGGCUACGUGUUGGCGCAGCAAGGGCUCCCUGGCGGGGGGGUAGAGAGCUUCCACCCCCCCUUGGGCCCCUCUUCGGCGCUGGCCUUCCCGCCCGCUCAGCCCCCGGAGCUGAUGGAGAUCAAAUGCGAGGAGGUGGAUUCAGAGGACCAGUGCUUGACGCCUGAGCCUCUGCCUUCUCUCACCUACCAGCCGGGGGGCUCUGCUGAGGAGCACGAGAUAGACAGGGCCUUCCUGGAGAGGUCCCAGAAUGACUCUCCCAUCUCCAGGGUGGAGAUCCCCAUUGAGACCACUGUCUCCCUUUCAGGUUUCAGUGAACCCAAUGCAGCUUCUUCAUCUCGGCUCCAAAGUCUAGGGCCCUGGUCUGGUUUUUCUACUUUGCACCGCUUGCGGAAGAAAAGGAAAGGCCAGCGGCUGAAAGACCCUGUGGAUGCUCUGCUGUUGAAGACUUUAACUGCACAGCGGGAAAUGGAGGAGCGCUUUCUGCAGAUGGAGGAACGCCGGCUCCAGCGAGACUUGGAGGCAGAAGAGCGCCGAAUCCAGCUGGAGCAGCGACGCUUUGAACUGGAACGGGAUCAUGAUUUCCGUAUGUUCAACGUCUUUGCCCAAAUGCUGAGCAUCUUGAGGCAGGGCAAUCAGGGCUCUUCUGUAACCGGAGUGGCUCCGAAUGUGGACCUUAACCAGGCAUUUUCCAAUGCCACGGAAAUAGGAGAACGGAUGUCAGAAGAAGCCAAGGCCCUCCAUUUAGGGCAAACCAGAUCGGACAGGAUAGCCAGUGUGCAUGGUUCCUGCUACCGAGCUGAUUUUCAAAGCAGCCCUUACCUCUCUGUCCGAGGCAAUAGUGCGAGUAUUGUUUGGACCUCCUCAGAAGAGGGGUACGAGGUCUACCAUGCUGACAAGUAUGAUGAGGACAAAAACCCCAGUGGUAUCAUUAAUUUGGGUACCAGUGAGAACAAACUCUGCUUUGAUCUAAUGUCCAAAAAGCUGACACAAAGCAGCAUGAACCUCAUAGAGCCGUCCCUGCUGCAGUAUCCUGACUGGAAGGGCCAUUUGUUUGUGCGAGAGGAAGUGGCUCGAUUUUUGACCUAUUACAGCAAAGCAGCUGCACCUCUCAAAGCAGAAAAUGUGAUUCUGCUGAAUGGCUGCGGAUCUUUGUUUUCUGCCUUGGCUAUGGUUCUCUGUGACCCAGACGAAGCGUUCCUGAUUGCUACUCCUUUCUAUGGAGGAAUCAGUAGAAAUGUGUCCCUGUGUGGCAAUGUCAAGUUGGUUUAUGCCUAUUUAGAUAGCCAGGUCACUGGCAGUUGCACCCGUCCAUUCCAGCUUACGGUGGAUAAGCUAAAAAAGGCCUUGCAGGAUGCACAAUCAGAGGGUGUCAAGGUAAGGGGUUUAAUUCUCCUGAAUCCACAAAAUCCCUUGGGGGAUAUCUAUUCUCUCUCAGAGUUACAAGACUACUUGGAAUUUGCAAAAAGACAUGAGUUGCAUGUGAUUGUUGAUGAGAUCUAUAUGCUGUCAGUUUUUGAUGAUUCUGCCACAUUUCACAGUGUGCUGGAAAUGGACAGAUUGCCUGAUCCACAACGUACCCAUGUAAUAUGGGGGGUUAGUAAGGAUUUUGCUGCCUCUGGAAUCCGGUUUGGUACCUUGUACACGCUAAACCAAGAUGUUAUCAAGGGUGUGGCUUCUUUUGGUUACCUUCAUGGUAUCUGUGGGCCUAUGCAAUACAAAAUUGCCCAGCUACUCAGAGACAGAGAUUGGAUCAACCAAGUAUACUUACGGGCCAACCAUGAGAGACUGAAAGCUGCGCACACUUUUGUGACAGAUGAACUCAAAACCCUUGGUGUUCCCUUCCUCAACCGCAGUGCAGGUUUUUUUAUAUGGAUUGACUUCCGAAAGUAUUUAAGAAAAGGAACAUUUGAAGAGGAAAUGAUACUCUGGAGGCGCUUCCUGGAGAAAAAGGUCUUACUCUCUCCUGGUAACUCAUUUGAGUGCAAUGAGCCUGGCUGGUUCCGCAUCAUCUUUGCUGACAAGAUACAUCGGCUGCGGCUUGGGAUGCAGAGAAUCUGUGAAGUACUAGAAGAACAGGAGCAUGAAAUCCUGAAUGAAGAUAAAGAUCAGUUGUGUCAGUCUGAAUCGGAAGCCACAGUAGACAGCACAGAUGAAGUGAUCUUUGUGUCUCACCACCAGGAACCAACUUCCUCUGGGAGUUCCACCCUUGGUGACCUGAUUGGUCUCCUUCAGCAACAAAUGCGCUCAUCUGAUUGGUUGCAGAAGAAUACAGUGGGGCAGUUUGCACAAGAGAAACCAGAAGUCUAUGAUGUUUUCAGCAAGUUAGUGGGAAAACAAUAGAGAGCACUGGUGUGUUCCUGCAGGGGCUAUCAAUCAAGAUUUUGUCUUUUAAAUUACUUACUGCUAUUUUUUCUAUUUAGUAGGAAACCAUUUUUUUUUUUUUUAGCUUUCUUCUCGUUAUUAUGAUGGAUAGGGCCCAACUAGCAAGGAUUGGGUUUUCUGCAGUCUCUAAACUCUGUAUUGUCUUUUUGUUUUUAAUUAGUAGACUUGUGUUCUGUUAAGCAGAAAGCAGUGGUGCUCUUCUGGUUUCAUCUUUUUCUGAGGGAAAGGUUUUUUCCAUUGAAUAGAUUGUUUUUAAAAAAUUGCCAUGUCUUCAGCUGAAACCCAAAAUAUAGCUAACUUGGAUCUAAAUUAAGCAUUUUGUAAACCACUUUAGGAAAAAAAAAUAGAGACAGAUUUAAAUGUAUUUUUACACAGAUAAAGAAAGUCAUGUCUGGAUCUUAUCUGUUCCAUUGUGAAUAGAUUUACUAAUGAAGUUCAGGAUUCUCAAGACCAGAAUAGAUGUCACAGUUCCUGUCUCUUCACUCAAUUGAAGAGAUCAGGAGGAGACCCUAGAUUCACAUAUUCCUUGUAGUUCUUCUCCUCGCAAAUGUGAGUGGUAAUUGCAUCCUUUCCAAAUGACUAAUUGUUAUGUCUGACAUUAACUACGGUUAGCUGUACUAAAUGCUAACUUUUAACUAGGAUUUAAAGUGGAGUUAAGCAUAUUUUUCAGUUAGGGAGUAUGCAUACUUUGUCUUCUUUAAAAAAAUGGCCUUUGGGAUCACAAAAAGCAUGGAAGUGAUAUAGUAGUAUCACCAGAAAGGGCAGGGCAAAAAGUAUUUAACUGUGGCAAAUUAACUGUGGCACAAUAUUGCCAGACUCUAGAAGCUGCAGAAAUGGGUCUCAGGACACACAUGUGGGCUACAAGUUGCCACAUCUGAUUUAAAGCAAGUAUGCAGAAGCUGUCGCCUUCCAAAGCCUUGGUGCACCUUCCAAAGUUGUAAAUUUUAGUGGUACAAUUAAAGCUUUCACAAGGAAAUGGGACAUGAAGUUCUGAAAUCAAUUUGGAUUUUUUUAGCAGACUGACACUGUUACAUCUGCAUUGAUCGGGAAAACUUCAGAGUCAACACAAAACCCUAAAUUCUGUAAUAGUUUGAAGAAUUCAACCCUGGGAUUAAUCAAAGAUGGCCAGUCCGCUUCUUUUUAUAGCUUGGAUCUAUCUCUGAAAUAAAAUAAUCCAUUGGUCUUUCAUCAGUCCUGAAACAAAAGAACAUCCUUUCACAGCAUAAAGAGAAAUGUUGAUCUAUAAUAAACUUUGCUGUAAGAUGCCCUUUUAAAAGUUCUGUGGUAGGAUUGUCCCAUUAAUGGACAGGGACCUAAUUUAACUGGCUGUGUUGUAAAUAAGUGGAAAAUGCAGCAUCACAUGAAAAGAAAUGGACCUUAAAUAAGGGUUUGCAGAUCAACACAUUCUGAAGAAUACUGGUUGUUUCUUAAAUUGUUUUUCAGAAUAAGAUGAUUUUUAUCCAGCAGGAGGAAGAGAAAGAGAAAAUAACCUCUCUAAGAUUCAAUGUAUUGUCGAAGGCUUUCACGGCCGGCAUACGA
Molecule: messenger RNA, 4680 nt
Organism: Python bivittatus (Burmese python)
Lineage: Eukaryota; Metazoa; Chordata; Lepidosauria; Squamata; Pythonidae
Source: RefSeq, a predicted model, not a curated record